AUGUCUCCACACGCGGUGCCGUCGACGGAUGUGUCGUCGUAUGGGUCGCCGACCUUUUCCAGCAGCGAUAUUCCGGAUCUUGUCGACACGAGGAGCUCGAACUUGCAGCGAUACGGCGACGAUGAGGUCCAUGACCUUGUGUGUGCUGGGUUCGGACCAGCGUCACUGGCGAUAGCGGUGGCACUGCAUGAUUCUCUCGAGUCGAGAGGGAGCAGGCUGUCGACCCGCUCGCCCAGAGUUCGAUUCCUGGAGAAGCAGGACCACUUUGCAUGGCAUGCCGGCAUGCUGCUUCCUGGCGCGAAGAUGCAAAUCACUUUUAUGAAGGAUAUGGCCACUCUGAGAAAUCCCCAGAGCGAGUUCACCUUCUUAAACUACCUCCACGAAAAGGACAGGCUCGUAUCCUUCACCAACCUGGGAACCUUCCUACCCCAGCGAGUGGAGUAUGAGGAUUACAUGCGCUGGUGUGCUCAGCACUUCGACGAAGUCGUUGACUACAGCCAAUGCGUUCAAAAUGUCAACCCUGGCAAGUUCAACGAGAAGACCGGCGCUGUUGAGUACUUCAACGUCACCUCGGUAGAUUCGCACAGCGGCAAGGCACAGACUGUCAAGGCGAAGAACGUCGUCAUUGCGGCAGGUGGAAGGCCAAACAUCCCAAAGAGCCUCCCGCAGAACCACCCACGAAUCAUCCACUCUUCUCAAUACGCAACCCACAUCCACAAGAUCUUCCCAGAAGGCACGCAGCCAAGGACUGUCGCAGUGAUUGGCGGUGGACAGAGUGCGGCAGAGUGCUGGCGCGACAUUCCUUCCAGAUUCCCAGGUUCGCAGUCAGUGCUUCUCAUCCGAGGAGCAGCUCUUAAGCCAAGUGACGAUUCGCCUUUCGUGAACGAGCUAUUCAACCCCGAGAAGGUUGACGAUGUGUUCGCACAAGAUCCUCGUGUCCGGGAAGAGCUCAUCAAGCUGGACAAGGCGACAAACUACGGCGUUGUACGAAUCGAGCUGCUGGAACAGAUUUACAACGAAAUGUACUCGUACCAACUCACACAUCGUUCCGAGGAGGACUGGCCACACCGUCUGCAGAACUACAGAUCUGUAACUGGCACCCGCGAUAUCACGCUGGACGGCAAGCCAGCUCUCGAACUGCAGAUCCAGAACAACUCUGGCCUUUACUGCGCGAACAAGGAAUCCCGCCAGGAAACGCUAAAUGUAGACUUGGUCAUCGUCGCAAGCGGCUACGUUCGCAAUGCGCACGAGGAGAUGCUGGAAGGACUCCGUGACUUCAUGCCAGGUGGCUACGCAGAUGACAAGUCCUGGACUGUGCAGAGAGAUUACGCUGUCGACUUCGAGCCAGGGACUGUUGCAGAGGAUGCUGGCGUGUGGCUUCAGGGCUGCAAUGAGAAGACACAUGGUCUGUCUGACAGUCUUCUGUCGAUUCUCGCCGUUCGUGGUGGCGAGAUGGUUGAGAGCAUUUUUGGGUACUCCCAAGAUAGCCAGAGGCGGCACGUGGAGCAGAGCUUCCAGUUGCAAUAG
Fulvia fulva is the source of this 1527-nucleotide messenger RNA. RefSeq names its product L-ornithine N(5)-monooxygenase. The record is from RefSeq and is a predicted model, not a curated record. NCBI's taxonomy places the organism in Eukaryota, Fungi, Ascomycota, Dothideomycetes, Mycosphaerellales, Mycosphaerellaceae. The transcript has 2 exons. Gene Ontology annotation, biological process: intracellular iron ion homeostasis. The coding region runs from base 1 to 1527 and encodes 508 amino acids.